This is a messenger RNA of Diaporthe citri, 1827 nucleotides long. RefSeq lists its product as uncharacterized. Gene Ontology annotation, cellular component: nucleus. The record is from RefSeq and is a predicted model, not a curated record. Gene Ontology annotation, molecular function: nucleic acid binding. Bases 1 to 1827 code for a protein of 608 amino acids. NCBI's taxonomy places the organism in Eukaryota, Fungi, Ascomycota, Sordariomycetes, Diaporthales, Diaporthaceae. The transcript is spliced from 5 exons.
AUGGAGAAUCUAUCCAGGAUGUUUGGUGACCAGAACAUCUGGGAGACACCUGCGCCACCUCCGAAGAAACCUGAGCCUCCACGCCCACCACAUCGUAGCAGUCGUCCCCAUGGCAGGCAAAACACCCAGAAGCCCAAGGCGAUGGAUUAUCCAGGUUCGAGCUCCGAUGACGAGUACUCAGAAAUGAAGACAAGGAACUGCGCGAACAAAGUUUUGCCGCGUACGAGUGGAAAACCUGUCGAACGAAGCGGCAAGGGCGCCAGCAGCAGUGGACCUGCCGCUUUCUCCGAGUUCGAGCAGAAUACAACCGCCCUACAGGACCUUGGCCUCAGCGAGGGGGACAAAUCCCCAAAAGGGGAGGCCUUUAUUGCGUGGAGGUUCCUUGUACGCUACCCUGAGAUGUACGUGGGCAAGAGCAACAAACCCAAAGUCAUCCCGUACUUUGAGGAGAAGGCCCUGUUUGAGAACCAACAGUGGGAUUUCUUCUAUCUCUUCGAGCCCGAUGAGAGGAUCGAAGAUCCAAUCCUCCUCGUCCCUACCCGCCAGUUGUGCGCGCUGCUACGCAGAAUCAACAGACAGCUCAAGAUCAACCUGACCAUUCCAGGUGGUGGAAAUGAGAAGAAAUUCUAUACGCAUUUCGGCAUCUUGGAUACACCUGUUCCUCGCUACCUUGGUCGCACAGAUGAUUUCGCCUCGUACAACAAGCUUCUACGCGUCGUGCCACAGCCCGAGGCAGAGGACGAUCUCACGGGCCUGACUCAGAUCCAGCGCGACGAGUUUGCAGAGAUUGUGAAGAAGACCAAAGAGAGUUGGCAGGGAAGUAGUAAGGGCAAGGGCAAGUCGAAGAAGCGAGCUGUGCAGCGUUAUGAUGAUCGGAAAGAAUGGGGCCGCACCACCAAGCGUGUUCAGCGGUAUCUGGGCCUGCGCGAGAAGGCUAAUACCUUCGCGAACUAUCGUGCGUUUACUGGGCAGGAGCCAGAGCCUGCCGAGGAUCUCACGCUUGAUGUCGAAGCUCCAGCUCCUUUCGAGCAAGACGGACAUGUCGUCUUUGUUUGCUUCGAUAUCGAGACCUAUGAGAAGAACCCUGGUCUUGUCACUGAAUUGGGGUUUGCCAUUCUUGACACCCAGAAGCUCGUCGGCGUUCCACCUGGUGCUGGUGCUCGAGAUUGGUUCGACUUGAUCCAGAGCCGCCACGUUCGCAUCAAGGAGUAUUCUUACAUGAAGAACACGGAAUACGUUGAAGGAUGCCCAGAUAGCUUCAUGUUUGGAACUUCCGAGUUCAUCCCGUUGACCGAGGUCCUCGGGGUCGUCGAGGGGAUCAUGUCUCCCAAUUCGGAAUCAGGGCAGCUGAGAAAGGUGGUUGUCGUUGGACACGACGUCAAGCAAGAUGUCCAGUACCUGCACUCUCUUGAUUUCGACGUGUGUGAAAUGGAGAACCUCUUGGAAAUUGUCGACAACCAGAAACUGCACCAACACCGGAGCAAGUUUUACAACGGACAGUCUCUCUGCACCGUAUUGGCAGGUCUCAAAAUACCGUACCGGUUCCUGCACAAUGCGGGAAAUGAUGCGGUGUAUACAUUACAGUCACUUCUCCGCCUCGCUGUCCUCAAGCGACAGGAGAGCCUGGUCAGGGCGUGGGAGAAACAAGCCUCAUCCGGAACUACGAGGCGGGGAAUUGCGCCUGACGCAGAAGCAGGAUGGAGCACUGGCGGCGAGGAUACUGAUGGUGGUCAACCUACUGUCCAAUAUCUCGGUACAAAGAAGAAGAAUUUUGAGGACAUCCAAGUCGAGGAGCAGGAGACCUCCGGAGGUAACAACGACUUGUGA